Caenorhabditis auriculariae is the source of this 396-nucleotide messenger RNA. Lineage: Eukaryota; Metazoa; Nematoda; Chromadorea; Rhabditida; Rhabditidae. The record is from the annotation of a GenBank genome assembly.
AUGGCUCUUCGUGUUGAGCAUUGCAAGAAAGCUAUGGAAUUUUUCAUAAAAUUUAGUGAGUUACAGAGCCGGAUUAACACGUUCAAAAGAGGAUUCAGGUAGUGGCAGCAAAGCGCACUUGACGUAUGCGGAACUUCCGAACCACGUGCUGGACUUCCAGCACACAGUCACCCCACAGGACCAGCGAGGCAAAGGCGUCGCCAAGGUUUUGGUCAAAGUAAGUUGAAACACGGCAUUUAUUCGAAAGCAAGCAACUUUGAGGAAGGCUUGAAGUACGCUAUCGAAAACAAGUACAGCGUCAAGCCCUCAUGCUCCUACGUUGCCAGCUACCUCGACAGCGAUCAGGCGACCCACGAAGAGAAAAACGUCGACUUUCGCCAAAAGAGUCAGCUUUAG